Danaus chrysippus (African queen) is the source of this 624-nucleotide messenger RNA. Lineage: Eukaryota; Metazoa; Arthropoda; Insecta; Lepidoptera; Nymphalidae. The record is from the annotation of a GenBank genome assembly.
AUGAAACUGAAGACUCUUGAGGGUCACCUCGGCAGCAUCUCUGGUUUUUCUAAACCUAAAAUACAGUUGGAACAAUAUGAGACUCCGGCACAUAUUGCAGCUGUUGCUCUUUAUACUAUCCAGACUCAAUAUUCUUCAAUAGAAGACAAGCUGGUAUUGGAUGCAGGUUGUGGACCUGGGAUGCUCUCAGUAGGUGCAGCCCUCCUCGGAGCAGGGACUGUUGUUGGUGUUGAUAUUGACGACAAUGCUAUAGAAGUGUUGAAAGAUAAUAUUGAAGAUAUAGAACUCACUAAUGUUGAUGCUGUUCUAUGUGACUUUUUAAGUCCUAAUUUAUUAAAGUGGAACAAUUAUUUUGAUACCGUUCUCAUGAAUCCACCUUUUGGAACGAAAAAUAAUGUUGGGAUGGAUAUGAAAUUUCUCAGAAUGGGACUAGAUCUUACAAGUGAUAGCGUUUUCUCAUUACACAAAAGCUCAACAAGGUCACACAUACAAAAGAAAGUCAAGGAAUGGAAUGCUAAGGGUACCGUAAUUGCUGAACUCAAAUACAACCUUCCGGCCACAUACAAGUUUCACAAACAACAAACAAGGGAUAUUGCUGUAGAUUUAUGGAGAAUACAUCAUUAG